Molecule: messenger RNA, 255 nt
Organism: Lasiosphaeria miniovina
Lineage: Eukaryota; Fungi; Ascomycota; Sordariomycetes; Sordariales; Lasiosphaeriaceae
Exons: 3
Coding region: 1-255 (84 amino acids)
Source: RefSeq, a predicted model, not a curated record
AUGCUGGCCGUCUUCGCCCCCGGCGGCUAUCUCCCCAACGCCGGCAGCUUCGUCAGCGGCGCCUUUGUGCCCAACCCCGCCAAUGCUUUCGAGCCUACCCCCAGCUUCGCUCCUAGCCCCGCUAAUGCUUUCGGGCCCACCCCCAGCUAUGCUGCCAACGCCUCGGCAGGGAUGGAAUUCACCCGAGCUGCCAAGCUCGGCAGCCAAGUGUUGAACACGCCCACCACCCGCAGUCCUGAGGAGGUUGAAAUUUGA